AUGUGGCCAAAGCUGUCUAGACCUGGGCACGUGCCGACCGCGAUUGGCGGUUGGAAAAUGCGAAGAUUCUUCGCCGGGUUUCGGCAUCCGACCAAGGUCCCCCCUUGGCCCCGGUACGCGAGGUGCGAGGAGCUCCUGGCGGAAAACAAGCGCCGGGUCGCCGAGGCCGAAGCCUCAAGUCCAUUGCGCAGCCGACGUGAUGCUACCGAAAGGGAGAUGGAGGCAGUGCAGCAAAGCAUCGAGAAGCUCUCUGCAAAGAAGAGCGCCACUGCUGCUGACAUUGAGGAGCAGCGACGAGCAGAGGAUGCCAGCAAGUCGCGGGAGGCUGCGAGCUGCGGAGAAUUGUCCCAGGCCAUGAAGGCGCGGCAAGAUUUGGCAUUGGCACUAAGUGGUGCGGAGGAAAGACAAGCUGCGUUGGAGAAACAAACCCGCUCAAUGGUCAGCCGCGACGUCCUCACCAGCGCGGUGGAGGAGGCGGAGCGGCUCCAGGAGCAGCUGCUGACUCAAGAGGCCGAGGCCGCGCGGCUUCGGCAGGCCCUGGCCGACUCCUGGGCCGCACGGGUCCUCGAGCCCAUCGAAGGCCUGGACGAAGGUCCGGAGGCGAAGGAAGCAGAAAACCUCGAAAAGGACGAGUCCCGAAAGGAGGAGCUCGACUGGCUGGCAGAAGUCCAGAAAGAGGCCAACUCUGAGUUUCUCCGUCUGCAACAGCUGGAGAAAACGGAGGCCUCUCUGAGUGCUCGCCUGAAGCAAGUUUCCGAGGAGAAAGCCGAGCUCCAGUCCGCGCGUGUGGAUUUUGAGGAUGCAGGCAGCGCGCUGCGUGAAGCUAUCGCAUCGCAGUCCGAGGGCUUCAUACGACGCGUUGGGGGCCUCGAAAAUGCACGGCGAACGGCAGACCAGGACCGGGUAAAGCUGAUCCAGGAGUGUGCCGACAUGCAGGCUCGCUUGGAUGCUCUGGCGCCGGAGCUCGAGGGCCUCGAUGACGUAGAGGGGCGGCACGCUGGGCUUCAGGCGGCACAAAAGGUGCUGAGCCAGCAGAGUGAGCGGCUCCGGGACAUGAAUGCUGCGUUAGGAGUACAGCUCUUAGCCGACAAGGGCGGCCUCGAUGCAGGCAACAUGGAGCCUGUGGCCGAGGCCGUCUUUCGUGCUGUGCAGCUCCAGCAGAAACUUCAAAAGAGGCUUCUGGAGCAGGACAAGGAGAGAGAGGAUCUCAGUUCCAGAAUUCGGGACUUAGAGCGUGGUGGGAUCCACCAGUACGAGCGGCCGCCGGAGACAGGCAAAGCGUUGCCUUCCGGGCCACCCGGAACACUGACUGCCCUGAGGGGUGGACUCGGCCGAAUAUUGAACAAGGUCUGA
Messenger RNA from Symbiodinium sp. CCMP2592, 1353 nucleotides. NCBI's taxonomy places the organism in Eukaryota, Dinophyceae, Suessiales, Symbiodiniaceae. The record is from the annotation of a GenBank genome assembly.